Molecule: messenger RNA, 2076 nt
Organism: Blumeria graminis f. sp. triticale
Lineage: Eukaryota; Fungi; Ascomycota; Leotiomycetes; Helotiales; Erysiphaceae
Source: the annotation of a GenBank genome assembly
AUGGAGGAUGAUGUUUGUUCCGAAUAUCUGGAUUUCGCCGUGGAAACUUAUCGUCACGCAUCACGCUAUGGCGACUGCCCAUGCGAUAGCCCCUUUUUGCCUAGGCGCGGAGUGUUCUUCUGGCCCAUGGAGAAGUCGGAGCUUGACCAGCGACGGUUUAAACUAUGGAUUCAAAUCUUAAAGCAAAUGGAGAAGGAUAAUAUUCUGAUUCCCAUGCACGAGCCCAACUAUGUCGAGUAUCGCGACGCGCGCUAUCUAUUUCACUCCAACUACUUCAGGCCACCAUACUUUAAAGCUGGAAAAAUCAAUUGGCCACACGUGAAAGAGUGGUACUUUGAGUUCAUGAACAACACGGAAGAAUCAAGGCUACUGAAUGAAGCCAUGUCUCGGCUGGAGAGAUAUCUAAACGCUAGGGAAUCCAAAGAAGGCAUGUCAUCCAAUUCUCCACUAAAGCAGCCUUCCAUCGUUGGCAAAAAUAACCUUCGCCCUCAUGAAUUCCCCGAACAAACUGGACCAUCCCAGAAUCCAACUGAGGUUAACAGAAUGAGUGAUAAGAAUCAUUUUCAGUCCAAGAAUUCUCGUCCGCCCUUCAUUUACCAACGCAGUAGCUAUGAUGCAAGUGAGAGUUCUAGCAUGUCUGACUCACGAGAUCUUCAUCGGGCCCAGUAUAUCAACUUCACGGAAGAUAGCACGGAAGAGAACCCAAUAGCCAGGGCUAAUUCUGUACAACCUGCAUCAGGUGGAAAGCAAAAAAAAGAAGUUAUUGUUGAACCUCAAAGCCCUUUCGUAAACAUAUGUCACGGCUGCAGUCGGUGUGUAUGUCGUCUUGAAUAUCCAGAUGAUCUAACCGAGGGGCGCCUACAUCCUGUGUCUGAAAGUGCCGCCGCUCAAGUACACUGCGAUUACAUAAUUUGUCACGAAUGUGUAAAGUUGAUUAAUAAUUUGGAAGAUGAUAACUUCAGGUUACAUUUAGAAUCACCUGAACAUACCUAUAAUGUAUUAUCACGAUUACAAAAAAUUGGAAAAUCUCCCACACAGACAUCCCAAACCGCGAAGAGAACCAAAAAACUUGAGGCUAUACUAGCGCGCCAGGGAUACACGAGUGUAUCGGAUUACAUGAGCAAGGCGUCCCACACAGGACAGAAGCUCCAAGAACUAAGCUCACAUCCCAUACUCUCUGAAUCUACUCAAGACCACAAACUACAAACAUCACAAUUCCCUGUCCAAGCGAUUACAACCCAGGAACUCCGCAAAAGCCCCGAACCGCGCUAUCAGAGGCACAUUCCAGACUCAAAAAACCAGGUUAGCUCUUCUGUCGACCUAGGAAAAACGAUUUCAAUUGAUGUAGACAAACCUGGAGAGCUAGCGAAUAAAGCAGAGCCUCAUCGCUUAUCAAACGGAAACGUUGGCGAUAGAUUUGAUUCGGUCGAAUCUGAUUUGAAAACUCUUCAACAGACUCUAGCUGAUAUUGGCCGUCAAGUCGAGACGGGUGCGAAUCGAACGCAGGCUCUUGUGCGCUCGUUUAUCCGGCAUGACGAUGCGAUUAAGCUCCUUCAAAAGGAUGCUAUGCAGGGCAAAGCAAUCAGUGAUAUUAUGGAAGGCGCUAUCGAUGCGAUGUCGGGAAGCACCCAGCGAGAAGAUGUUACGAGCCGUCUCGAACGGCAGGAAAAAGGCCUUGACAUGCUUCGUAGAGAACUCAAGGAGAAAGUUGAUGAUUUGAGCUGCUGGCUCAAGGUUAUUGACCGCCAUACAAAUGAGAUCACAUCUUUAAAACAAAAGGUCUGGAUUAAUACUCAAGUCAAUAAUGGUAACAACAACCCAAGUGAUUCUGGCCGACGUGUUGUGCAGAAGCUUGAAUGUCAGGUUCGUAUACAACAAGAAACGACCAAGUCAUUCAUGUUAAAAGUUGAGCAACGUUUCGAUACUAUUGUGCGGCAGUACGCAGAUGAGCUAGAAAUAUUGCGGCAACGAGAUGAAGACAGGCAGAAGCAAAUGACAAACCUUCGGGCGCAACUUGGACUAAAAUUUGCGCAUAUGGAGCAGAAAAUUGCAUCACCGAGAAAGUCUAAGCGAUGA